This is a messenger RNA of Dama dama (fallow deer), 823 nucleotides long. It is a transcript of the gene PLA2G12A, whose product is annotated as phospholipase A2 group XIIA. NCBI's taxonomy places the organism in Eukaryota, Metazoa, Chordata, Mammalia, Artiodactyla, Cervidae. Bases 117 to 674 code for a protein of 185 amino acids. The record is from RefSeq and is a predicted model, not a curated record. Gene Ontology annotation, cellular component: extracellular region. The transcript has 4 exons. Gene Ontology annotation, molecular function: calcium ion binding; A2-type glycerophospholipase activity. Gene Ontology annotation, biological process: arachidonate secretion; lipid catabolic process; phospholipid metabolic process.
GGCUGGGGGCGUGGGCAUGGAGCCGGCCGCCGCUGCCUAGCCCCCGACCCGCGCCGCUGCUUAGGGCGCCCUGAGGUCUCCGUGGGGUGGGCCGGGCGCGGCCUGGCGCUGCGCGGAUGGCCCUGCUCGCCGUCCUCCUCGUCCUAUUUCUGACCACAGCUGGGAGGUGCCAGGAGCAAGCCCAGACCACCGACUGGCGGGCCACCCUGAAGACCAUCCGGAACGGCGUUCACAAGAUUGACAUGUACCUGAACGCCGCCUUGGACCUCCUGGGAGGCGAGGACGGGCUCUGCCAGUACAAGUGCAAUGACGGAUCUAAGCCUUUCCCACGUUAUGGAUAUAAACCCUCCCCACCGAAUGGAUGUGGCUCCCCACUGUUUGGUGUUCAUCUUAACAUCGGCAUCCCUUCCCUGACAAAGUGCUGCAACCAGCACGACCGGUGCUAUGAGACCUGCGGCAAAAGCAAAAACGACUGUGAUGAGGCGUUUCAGUCUUGUCUGUCCAAGAUUUGCCGAGAUGUGCAGAAAACACUGGGGCUGGCUCAGCACGUGCAGGCCUGUGAAACCACCGUGGAACUCUUGUUUGACAGCGUUAUACACUUAGGCUGUAAGCCGUACUUGGACAGCCAGCGAGCCGCGUGUAGGUGUCGCUAUGAAGAAAAAACCGAUCUUUGAAGAAGAUGCUGGCAACUGGUGACAACAGAUGAGGACAGAAGAACAUAACCUUUGACAAAGAGCUAAUGUUUUUACAGCCUAGAGUUGCCUUAUUUUUGUGACAGGAUUAUUUUAAGAACUUAUUUUGACAUUAAAACUGAAGAAACAAA